Molecule: messenger RNA, 3703 nt
Organism: Hippocampus zosterae (dwarf seahorse)
Lineage: Eukaryota; Metazoa; Chordata; Actinopteri; Syngnathiformes; Syngnathidae
Gene: unc93b1
Product: unc-93 homolog B1, TLR signaling regulator
Exons: 14
Coding region: 184-2025 (613 amino acids)
Biological process (GO): intracellular protein transport; toll-like receptor signaling pathway; toll-like receptor 7 signaling pathway
Cellular component (GO): lysosome; endosome
Molecular function (GO): Toll-like receptor binding
Source: RefSeq, a predicted model, not a curated record
GAGUGAGGCGGCAAAUUUGUGCCUGGCCCUUUAAAAUAAACACGAGCAGAUUGGGAGGAAGUGAAGAAAAGGUGGCUUUCGGUUCCUCUCGAAACUCCUGAGAGGCUCGGCACUGGUGCUUGUCCCUUCGGUGGGCACUGGACGUCUUCACGCUCCGCACGACUCGAUUCGAGUGUAUCAGACAUGAUGGCAGCCAUGAAUCUGGAGGAAGAGCUCAAAGAAACGGAUCAGAUUUUAGCAGCCCCCAAUGGCGCUGCGAAUGAAAUGCUGGAUGUGGGUCAAGAAGACAACAUGCAGGGCCAGAUGGAGGAGUUUUUGGGUCCACAGGCAGAAUACAAUGAGGAGGAGGAAGAGAGAAAAUACUACAGGAGGAAGCGAUUUGGAGUUAUCAAGAAUGUUCUCGCAGCCAGCGUUGCAGCCAUGAUUAUGUACAGUGUGUACAUGGGGUUAUUGCAGAUGCAGCUUAUCCUUCAUUACGAUAUGACUUAUCGCGAAGUGAAGUAUAGCAACCUCGGUCUCGAAGACAUUGAUCGGAAGAUGCUGAGGGGAAUCAACGUCACGCCCAUAUUAGGGCUGCUGUACACCCCCAUUCUCAUCAGGUUUCUAGGAACAAAGUGGAUGAUGUUUCUGGCUUCCGGAAUCUAUGCCUUUUUUGUCUCGACCAAUUACUGGGAGCGUUACUACACCUUGGUUCCGUCUGCUGUUGCCAUCGGUGUGGCCAUUGUGCCACUCUGGGCUUCCCUUGGAAAUUAUAUCACGAGGAUGGCACAACAGUAUUAUGAAUACGUCAACUACAAGGAAGAGCAUGUACAGGAGCAGAAGAAGAUCCCAAAGGGAAUGUGCCACAAAUACAUCAUCAUCUUCCAGUCAAUCUUCAGUAUCAUCUUCCAUCUGAGCUUCGUCUUUGCCGAGUUCCCCAUGAGUCUCCUCCUCAAUGACCACAUUCUUGACAAAAAUCACGUUCUCUUCAACGUCAAAAGCUGUGGGGCCAAAAUCAGUGGUGUGGUUCCAGGUUUGAACACUACGGUGCUGAGAAGUCUACCCCAGUCCAUGAAGUUGAUCAUCGUGGAAAGCGUGCUCAUGGGCUUUGCUUUCCUUUCCAUGAUCAUUUUCCUUUUGCUGUGUGGUGCUGCGUACCGCCCAACAGAGGAGAUCGAUCUGCGCAGUAUUGGCUGGGGGAACAUCUUCCAGCUUCCUUUCAAACAUUUGAGGGACUACCGCUUGCGGUUUCUCUGCCCUUUCUUUGUCUACAGUGGAUUGGAAGUCCUCUUCGCCAUCACCGGACUCAGCCUGUCCUACGGUGUUUGUACUUUGGGCCUACAAAAACUGUGGCUCUUAAUUGUGGUCUACGGGCUGUCGUGCUCCAUCUUCUCCUUCCUGUCCCUCUGCCUCCUCCGCCUCCCGCGGUGGGUGUGUCUGGCAGCAGGAGCCAGUGUCCAUUUGGUGCUGUUGGUGGUACUCAUGGUGUUUUCACCAAGUCCUCGACACGAUGAGUAUGAGGCCCCGCUUCUGAUCAUUUCUAUGCUGUGGGGGCUUGGGACGGCCCUGAAUAAGACUGGAGUGAGCACCUUGCUUGGCAUUUUAUAUGCGGAGGAGAAGGAACGUCUGGACUUUGUCUACACGAUCUAUCACUGGUUACAAGCCAUUGCCAUCUUUGCAGUCUACCUCUGGUCAGAGUUGCCGAUGAGGGCUAAACUUGCCAUCCUGCUCGCAACUUUACUGCUAGCUUGCUACUGCUACUGGCUGAUGGAGCGCCGCCUUGCCAAGAAAGUGCGCCACAGGCUGCCCCGCAUCCCUCGACCAAGGCACAAGGUCAAAGGUUAUCGCUACCUGGAAGAAGGCAACUCAGAUGAGUCAGACUCAGAGAGGAGUGAGGAGGAUGACGAAAAUGAAGAGGACAGAGAGCCAGAGGAGCAAUUGGCGAAUGAGUUUCGAGCAGAGGACAUGGAGGCCGAACGCCGGGAUUCUGGCGCUCAUGAAGCUGACUCACUUCGCGUCAGGAGGAAGAGGGCAGAGAAUCACUAGCGGAGGGAGGAUGCCACCCAUGCGGUGGAGGACCAUAGAGGGUGAAGAAAACUAAAUUAGGAGAAAGAGGCUGAGCAAGACAGAGAAGGAAAUCGACGUUUCAUCAUUCUUUCAAGUCUGACGCUCCGAAUUUGAAUAUUUUUUUCAAGCUAUAAUGAGCCUCAGAACACUGAUGAGGUUUGUAUGCAGUCAAGAACCAUUUCAAGACCAAAUAUUAGCAAUAUUCGGGUUUUGAAAGUCUAUGUAACGCCCACAAAAAGCCGAACAUGUUUGUAUUCGUCUUUUUAAAAUUCGAACAAUACCCCUGGGUUACUCCUUUUCCAAACACAAACAUUUGAUCGCAUAAACCUCCAUUGAAUGGAGUAUUAGGGUUUUUUUCUCCACUUACGGCCAUCUUAUUUUACCACUUGGUAAGCGAGCCUAAAUUGAAUACAGAGAUUUCUCUUACGUUAUUUUCUUUCUCAAGGGCAUAAAUUCCACAAUGUGUCCAUAUACACACACACAUCUAUGUUCAUCUGGCGCGCAACUUGCCGGAAGUCCACAAGCAGAGGUAAACAAACUCAAAGCAGCACACACUCUUGCAGCAAGGAAGAAACCGAUAAUUGUUGUGGUGAAUGACGUAAUAAUGUGUUUGAUUGACGGUAGAAAGUAAGAAGCGGAAAUGACAUCCAUUUGCGUCGUGAUUUACAUCGGGAUAUUCCAAUUGGCGUGUCGUUGGGAGUAACGCUUGUCCGCCUGUGUUGUCCAGGGAAACCAAGACGAGUAUUAUAAAAAAAUGAUGAGAUUUAUUUGAGAAAGAAAAAAAAAAAACAUGGAGUGACACCAUUCAUAGAUCUGUCAACGAAGGCCCCGCCAUCCCGCGCGUCUUGCGGAAUUUGACGCAAUUUAAACGAAUUCAGUGAUUCAGACGAAGGGCUUGUGGAAAUUCACCAAAAGUGGAAGCUUUUGUAUUUGUGGACAGACAUUUUCUCCACUUUUGCGCCGACUGAAAAUGAUCCGUUUUGUGUUGCAAUCCAUUUAUUUCUCGAUGGAAUCCUCUUUCAAGAGCAUUUAACAUCAACAGGAUGAGGUGAUGCUUUGUGGGGCUCUUCUAAAAUAAGAAAUGACAGUUUAAGAUAUGCAUGUGGUCAUAAAUAUUAAAACAAACAAACAUUUUCCUUCAAAUCCUUGCUCCCGUUUUGUAGAUUGUGAGGGAACAGUCCUGCAGUUAAAAGAACUUCAAUAUGUGCUAACAUUCAUCCCGAUAUUUGUGCUUUUGACGUUAGUAUUGUUAGUGACGCCUGAAAUAAUGACAAAUUGACUCAAGAGAUUCAAAAAUUCAAAAGAUAGACACUGUACUGCACUUGGUUUUCAUGUGUCACAGUCGCUCUGGAUUGCUGAAAUUAUGAUUUUGUGCUGAACUUUGUUAAAUUAUCAGUUCAUUUUGGGUGUUCAAUUGUAGCUGUAUUUUGUCAUCCAGUUUCAACUGUUUUGGACGUUCCCUCUUGUCAGAUUUUUUUAAUCAUAUUAUGUGUCUCUUAGCUGCUGUUCUUGUCCUUGUCCUUUCAUGAAUUUGUAUUGACAGCAGUUGACCUGCUUUUUUUUAAAAAUAAGAUUAAUUUUCAUUGCUGUGGUUGUUCAUUAUGUCUUGUUGUUUGCAACUUUGUGGCCGAUUAAAACCAUUUUGGGUUUUCUCGCA